Messenger RNA from Zea mays, 3403 nucleotides. RefSeq names its product Phosphatidylinositol N-acetyglucosaminlytransferase subunit P-related. The transcript has 7 exons. The record is from RefSeq and is a predicted model, not a curated record. The coding region runs from base 505 to 3186 and encodes 893 amino acids. Lineage: Eukaryota; Viridiplantae; Streptophyta; Magnoliopsida; Poales; Poaceae.
AAUCGUGCAAUCAAGUCACGGCCCGCUCUCUCCCCCCAUCCCUUCCCAUCCUUCCGCUACGAUACAAAAGCUCGAGAACCCACGCACGCGCGCACCCCCCACCCACCCCACGUCUCGCUUCUCCCCACCCCGCCCGCUACAGCGCCGGUGGGGGGCCCCCGCGGCUGCCGGCGACCGGUCGCCGCCGCCGAGGCCGUCCUCGCCGCCCCGACAUUCUCCAGCUGUUCUCGUUCCUGGCUUCCGGCCUUGGCUGGCCUCCUCCCCGCGGAACUGAGGCGAAUUGGCGCGGGAGGGCACGGGAUCUUGCCGUCCUGUCCUGGCGUCUCCUGCCGCACCGCGUUUGGGCAACUUUUUUUUGUCGGCGAAAAAAGAAUACAUGAAAACGCCGCCUUUUGCUCGGGGCGCUUCACGGGCCUCCGCAGCAUUAGCCAUGGUUUAGCGGAGGCGAUUCUCCUUGCAGGCUUGCAGCUGUUUCCGGGGUGGUGGAUUUUCAAGGAAUAAAGAAUGAUCAACCUCUUCGAAUUGAGCGUUGGAGCCAGCGCCAAGGUCUCCUCAAGAGAUGGCUCUCCGGUGAGAGGAACUCAGUCGGAGCGGAAGGAGUACGCCGGAUCAAAGGCGUUGACUGGCAGCACGAGGAGGAGCUCGUCGGAUAGAUCGGGCGGUACGCCCAUGAAAAUGCUGAUAGCUCAGGAAAUGGCCAAGGAGGGGGACGCGAAUCAGAAGACCACUAACGUUGUGGCGAGGCUGAUGGGGCUUGACGAUAAUGUGGAUCUUGCUAAGCCUGUCGUGCCCCCAAACAGGAGGAGUUUCCCGGACGGCCAUUUAUCUGCUACACUGGCAAGAGUAAACAACCAAAUUCCAUUUGAGAAGCACACGAGUUCCGCCGAAGAUGUGGAGUACAAGGAUGUCUACGAAGUUGGGUACCAGCCACCAAGAGGUGAUGAAUAUCCAAGGAGGAGGAGGCCGAGUGAAGAUCAUGACAAGAGAAGGAUGGAUCUUGUCCGCCAGAAGUUUGUUGAAGCAAAGCGGCUUGCGUCACAUGAUAAUAUCCUCCAGUCGAAGGAAUUCCACGAUGCUCUUGAGGUUCUGAAUUCAAACAAAGAUCUGUUUCUCAAAUUUCUCGAAGAACCUAACUCUCUCUUUGCGAAGCAGUCUGGGGGACUCGGUUCUGCACCAACAUCACCUCAGAGAAAGCACAUUACUGUGUUGAAGCCCUCGAAAUCAGUGGAGAUGAAGGGUGACAAAGCAAUUAGAAGGCAGACAAACCAUGCAGCCGGAAACAGAACAGACAGGAGCAACGUGCACAAGUCUGAUGCAGCUCAUGUGAAGGAAGAUAAGCUUCCCAAACACACCAGGAUAGUGGUCUUGAAACCUACCUCGGUAAUUGCUUCCAUGGAGCAAUCUGAGCAAAGUUAUCAUGCUGAUCUCGAUGAUUCUGAAGCGCCUGUUCUGUCAAGGCAUCUGAGUGAUGAGAUAGAUUGGUCGGUACAUGGAAUUUCUCGACGCCACACUGAAUCUUUGCAGGGUUGCAUACAGUCAAAUAUGUUCGGCGCAGAUAGACCAUACCAUCAGUAUGCUGAAGAAGAGGGCAAUAGCUUGAGUGACUCAGAUAUUGGAACCCCAACAUCACAUCACUCUUGGGAGUACAUCUACCGGUUUAGCAAUCCUUACUUUGGCUCUUUGAGCCAUGCUUCUUGCUCCCCUGAGUCACAUGUAACUAGGGAGGCUAAGAAGCAUGCUUCUGACAGAUGGGCAACCGUUCCAUCCAGUGAGAUGACCCAGGACAAGGUACCAGUGCGAAGAAGUUUGAGCACACUUGGUGAAAUGCUUGCCAUGCCGGAUAUGAAGAAAGAAGAGGCUGCUGAACAAGCAUCUCCUGAUGCUACCCACCAGUUGUGUGAGCCAACAGUUGGCGUAUCAUCUAAUUGUGCUGUUGGCGAAGGUGAGGGAGAAAGCUCCCUCAGGAAAAUCUCGAGGUCACGAUCUGUUCCGGUCUCUUCAACAGCUUUUGAUAGCCUGCGGUUAGAUGGUGGAUGUUUGGAUGCUCAGCAUAAAGAACCUACAGUGCCGAAGGAGGUCAAACCUAAGAGUGGGAAAUCAUCUUUGAAGGGAAAAAUCACGAGUUUCUUCUCAAAACGUAAGAAAGCAGAAAAGGAGAAGCCUAGCCCAUCUCCCUUGGGAACCCUGAACGGUCGAGGUUCGUCAGUCAGCACUGUAGCAGUUGCUAAACCAGAUGCUCCACAGCAUGUUUGUGCUAGUUCACAGGAUGAUGUUUCCUUCGAAAGUUUAGAAGACCAGUUUAAUCACGGACCAAUCGGAGCUCCGGUUGAUGAACCCGAAGCACCCUCUGUGUCUAAGCCUCCAGCUUCGCUUGAGAAGACGCUAUCAUUUGAGAUUCGAGCUUCCCACUUCGACCAGCCCAGCCCUACAUCGGUUUUUGAUGUACAAUUUGAGGAUAUCAGCGAGAAAUCCCCCAUUUCAUCAGAAAGCGCGAUUACUGCUAAACAAGAGCCUCUAUCCAGGUCUAUACCAAUCGGAUCGAUCGCGAGGACCUUAUCAUGGGACGACGCUUCCCAAGAGGCUCCUCCGCAGUGUUCUACCAAAGGAGACAGCAACCACGAGCAGGAGCAGCACGAGUUCGUCGAGAAGACGCUGGCAUCCGCUGGCUUCUGCAACGAGAAGACCCAGGACAUCUUUGCCCGGUGGCAUUCGCUCGACCGGCCCUUGGACCCCGCCGUGGUCGAGCAGCUGCUGGAACGCAAGGUGGAGGACGCCAAGUGCCGAGAGAGGCGGUCGAACCAGAGGCUCCUAAUCGACUCUGUCAACGCCGCCCUGCUCGACAUCGGCCAGAGCAAAGUCUGGGGGGGCGCGUACCCUUGCACCGCACGGCACUAUUCCAACGCUCCGGGAGUUGGCACGUGCGAUGAUGAUGUGCUAGUGACCGACGAGGCGUGGAGGCUGGUGAGGAGCUGGCUCUUCGAUGACGAGAACGACAUCGCCGGGUUGGGGGACAACGCGGGCCUUGCGGCGGACUGGGUUGUCGGUAGGGAGAUCCACGGCAAAGGGUGGGCCGAGACGCUGCGGAUGGAGGUGGACGAGAUGAGCAGGGAGAUAUGUGGCGAGGUCCUGGGCGAGUUGGUUGGGGAGGCGUUUUCGGAGCUUGCCGGCGCUGCGGGGUGGCAUUGAAGCUGCCUGCCUUCUAUUUUCCCUGCUUGUGGUGGCGUCCACCUGCUGCUGCUGCUUUUACUUCCAAUCCGGUUCUUGUGUGUAUAUUACCCUCGUAACUGCUCAAAGUGUUCCCUGCUGCUGCCUCUCUAUCUGUGUUGCAUCUCUUUCAGCAUUGAUACAUUCACGGUAAUAACAUUUACGGAUGAAUACAGCUGCUGCACUGCACUUGAAAUCC